Messenger RNA from Colletotrichum graminicola M1.001, 804 nucleotides. Its product is annotated as UBA domain-containing protein Ucp14. The record is from RefSeq and is a predicted model, not a curated record. The transcript has 2 exons. Gene Ontology annotation, biological process: retrograde vesicle-mediated transport, Golgi to endoplasmic reticulum. Gene Ontology annotation, cellular component: membrane. The coding region runs from base 1 to 804 and encodes 267 amino acids. NCBI's taxonomy places the organism in Eukaryota, Fungi, Ascomycota, Sordariomycetes, Glomerellales, Glomerellaceae. Gene Ontology annotation, molecular function: serine-type endopeptidase activity.
AUGUCUUUUACGAAUGCGCCAGUGACGCGCUCUCUCGUCCUUGGCUUGGUGACGAGCUCCAUUGCGGCCAGCCUGCUAGACGUCAAGCACUACUUCUACAUCGUCGUCGAUACCCACCUCUGGCGGUAUCAUCAAGUCUGGCGCCUCCUGACGUACCAGCUAUGCUGCACCAACUCGAGCGAGGUGCUCUUCGCCUCAAUGACCCUUUACCAGCUAAGGGUAAUUGAACAGAUAUGGGGAUCGAGGAAAUAUGCCUCAUUCGUAGCUGUAUCCGCGCUCUUCACCGCCGUCAUACCUCCCAUCUUCUUGUCCCUCGUCCUGCGUCCACUGACGGCGGGUCUGUUCAACUACAUGCCGGCUGGACCAACCCCGAUUAUCUUUGCGAUACUCGCGCAGUACCACGCCGUGGUUCCUCACGUCUACAGAUACCGCGUCGCAGCUUCGUCGGCGCCACCUACGGACGAUCCGUUUGUCGGAUUGACCUUCUCGGAUAAGACAUACCGCUAUGCCCUCGCAUUACAGCUGGCCCUCUUCCAAUGGCCAGGCUCACUGCUUGGGGCUGUCAUUGGCUGGGUUGUAGGAUAUUCGUGGAGGAACGACUUGCUGCCAGGAGCGGUGACCAAAUGGCGCCUCCCGGGAUGGAUAGUUGGGGUCAGGACACAGAGAAGUCGGAGCGAAUUUGAAGGCCUUCGACGGCGGUUGGAAGGCGAGAGCUCGUCUGCCACCGCAUCCGGCGUUCAGGGACAAGUUGACGGGGACUCUGGGUGGAGAAGACCGGCCGGCCAGGGCAGGCGUGAGGACUGA